This is a messenger RNA of Bactrocera neohumeralis, 5263 nucleotides long. RefSeq names its product tropomyosin-2 (gene Tm1). Gene Ontology annotation, cellular component: actin filament. Gene Ontology annotation, molecular function: actin filament binding. Lineage: Eukaryota; Metazoa; Arthropoda; Insecta; Diptera; Tephritidae. Gene Ontology annotation, biological process: actin filament organization; muscle contraction. The record is from RefSeq and is a predicted model, not a curated record. The transcript has 8 exons. Bases 1893 to 5165 code for a protein of 1090 amino acids.
GAUGGUCGACGGUCACGAAUUGUAGUGUGCUGCAGCCGGCUAGUCAAGCGGAUAAUUCGUAAGAGACGACAAAGAGAGUGGGAGCGAGUUAUUAGAAAGUUUAGCUAACAUUUUUACAAUUAUUACAUAUGGAUGUACAUAUGUAUGUACAUACUAGCUAUACACAUUUGCCAACUCUUCCUCAACACAUAUUUAUUAGAUCACUGGGAGUGUAACGUUCGCAACCGGCUAGUCAUAGUAGGGGGUGGUGUUUCGUGUGAGUCAAGCAUUUUGCUCAUAUCGCUUAAAUAGCAGGAGUGUUUGCAGAGAGUGCCGACAGUAGAGCAUACGGCGACGAUCAUAUGGAGCAGGAGUAGUAAUUAGGUACAUACGUACAUAUAUGACGGUCAAACUUAUGUACAAUAUAUACAUAUGUAUAUACGUACAGGCAUAUGCAACAGAUAUAUUACGUGCCACAACUAGCGCGCAUAGCGGCAACCACGGGAACGGCAAUAGAGCAGAAGCUGAAGCAACAGCCAACAGCUAUGGUUAGAAGAAGCAACAGCAGAAAUUAAAUCAUCGUAGAAGUGAGGCCAACAAUAUCGCAUAAUUAAAUUGAAGAGUGUUUUGAGUAGUUAAACAAAUAUUUGUGGCAGAGUUUUAAAAGGAGCAGCUUUUAAAUAAAAACAAUAAUUACACACAUGUAAUAAUGUAUAAUGUAUAACUCUAUUUUUAUUUAAUGUGAGUUAAAUAAAAUUUUAGAGUUGAACUGAACAAAAAAAAAAUUGGCGUAUUUGCAAAAGAAAAAAAAAUUAAGAAAAAAAAGCAAAUACAUUCCAAUGAAAAUUCUGUAACUGAGUGAUUGGAGCACGGCGAUAUCCCUAAACAUUGCAAAUAUUAGCGCAAACUCAAAUACAACCGGAAACCUAAAUAAGUUUGUACGUGUGUAAUUAAAUAAUUUUACGCGUUAUAUACGCAUACAAAUAUACUUACGAAAUUAAGUAUUACCAAAUCACGCAAACUCUACGUAAACGGGUGUGAUAUGAACGUCAGUAUCAUAGAUAAUACAUACUUAUGUCAAUACAUAUGUAUCUAGAUAUAUAUAUACAUAUAUGUAAGUAAAUAGUGGUGCGAUUAUGCGUGCUUUUGGUGCAUACGUGUAUAUAUGUACAUAUGUACAUACAUACAUAAAUACAUAUGCAUAUAAACAGUAAACAUCAGUUGUAAUUGAAACUCAAAAAUAGUGAAAUUAUAUGUAUGUACAUAUGUAUGAAAUAUGUGUAUACACAGCAAAAGAAACAUCAACAUGAUUAGACAAAAAAUGUUUUGAUGAAAAGUAACUAAGCCCAUAUUCAUCAGCAAAUAAUAGAAAAGUCAAUGCAGCAGAUGUGAGAUAAAGAGAAAGUGCAUGCACGCAUGAACUUAGAAAUGGAAAAUAUACAUAAAUCAAUAUAAAUAAAUAAUAGAAUAGCAAAACAUUCAGAGAUGCUCAAUAGAUUUCUGAAAUAAACAAGAUAAACCAGCAACAGCAAACGAGCACACGGUUUUAGAGCGAAUCAAAUGUAAACUCAAGUGAUAACAGCACAAACUCUAUUCAAACAAAAUAAAAACAUUUCGAAGUGGAACAUUUGUUGUACACACAAGCCGUUAUCAGCCGUUGAUAUUUCGAGUUUUGCCAGUGCACUAUAUAAAACCGUGUACCGCAUAAAUUAAGCUGCAAGCUAGUUUUCAAGAACCAUAUUUGUAGUUUCCCAUUUGCAAGAACAGGUGCAGUAGUUAAACCCUAUAAACUAAAAUAACAUAAAAAAAUUACUCUUAAACGUUAGUGCAAAUCACUUAUGAACUCAAAUUGAAUUGUCCGCCUGAGAUUUUUGUGCGCAAAUCGAAAUACUCUAGCAACGAGCAAACUCAUUAUGGUUCAAGGAACACUGUGCGAACAUAAAACAAAUACAAACGCAUGGCAAACAGUGAGCUAUAGUAAAAAACCGCAAACGAAAAAUCACCUUAAAGCAAAAGGUGGAGGUGGUGGUAGUAUCGAUAAGUCAAAUAUACAAAUUAAAAAUACAUUGAACAAAAAUUCGCUAGCAAAACCGAAAUCGCAAACUACUACAUUGCUUUUGAGAGUGGCAGCGAAUAAUCAAAAAAUCUCAAGGACGAAAACGUCAACAACUCAAAAACCGAAUUUGGCACAACCAAAUAAUGCCGCAGUGAAGCAGAAAACAGCACCCACUGUUGACAAAACAAAAACAGCGAUAGCUGCAGUUGGCAACAUACCAACUCAGCAGCAACAACAAACACUGCGUAAUCGACAGCAGCAGCAGCAGCAACAGCAACACGUUCAGCGGCAGCAAUCGCCCUUAUUGUAUGUUCGUCGUCGGCGAGUAAAUCACGAAAUCAGACAAAUUAAACGUGCUCACCGCCACCUAUUGACAAGUGGCGGGUGCGACUGGCAGCACCGCCAAGCGACCGAUAGUAGUGGCACUGGUGUGGCAACCGUACGCAAGCAAGACGUCAAGUGUCAAACGAAGGCGAAUAACAACUGUAGUCAUUCGAACAGCUGUCGCUGUACAGCGACAAAGAAGAAACAGCAAAAGUGUCAUCCAUCGCAACAACAAAAGCAACAGAAGAGAAAAUUGCAAAUUUUAGUGAAAAAUGCCCACAGUGGCGGAGGAGCAGGUAGUAAUAGCAGUGGUAAAUCAAAGCAGGAGAAAGGUAAACAACAAAUUGGCAUUGAACGUGUUGGUACUGUGAAAUCGAAAGAGACCUAUGCAGAAUCUGUUAUCUCUUCGCGUUGGGAUUCAAUCGAAGAACAAUUAAAUUAUCUGGAUAAAUUACUGUAUUUCUGUGAGGACGAGGAAGAUGCCUGUUGUGCAUGGAAUUGUAAUAUAAACAAAGCUUACGAUUGCUGUAGUGAAAGAGCAAAAUCAGAGGAAAUUUAUUACGAAGGGGACGUCGACGACGACUACGAAAGUGACUGGAGUACUGAUUGGAGCCAAUCAGAUAUGUCAACUACAGAUAAGAGUGUAGAUGAUGCAGACAUGCAAUCCACAACAAGUGGUGCAGGAUCUGCAUCCACAACUACGUCACCUGUUGUCCCUACCUCACAUAGACGACGCGGUCAUCAGCAUCAUCCCCGUUUUUCGGGCACACGCCGUCCAAAUAUUCCAAAUGUUCAGGAAAUACUUGCUGCAUUAUAUCGAGGUGAUUCACAAAGUGUUCUCACCAACUUACGUCAAGCCAGUCAGGCAGUACAAGAAGACAUCACAUUGUCCGUUGGUGGCGGAAGCGAUGUAGAAACAGUAUCUUCCACAAUGGGAGAUUCACAAUAUACAGAUGAACCAGAUGAAGACUUGGAAUUACAGCUUUCAAAAUCAUCAAUGCUUAACUUGCCUCUAACCGACUCAGUAACCACGUCGAUGGGCAGCAACAGUCCAACUCCCACGGAUGAAAGCAGUAUGGUUGAUGAAGGCGUGGUAAGCGCACAAACGCCCACUAGCAAUAUUGAAGCUGAGAGUGUGACUCCGAAAUCACAAAAAAUCAAAUCUAAACGUGAUAAAAGUGAAAAACUUGAUCGUUCAGAAAAAAAGAAAAGGGCAAAGAAGGAUAAAAGUAAACGUGCAUCAGUUUGUUCCGAUGCAGAUGGUAAUAUAGUUAGUUCAGGUGAAGUGCUCACCGCGGCAGAUGAAGGUAUUGCCAUCGAUGAUGAGGAUGUACAAGCAGCUGAGUGGGCGAAGUUACGUUGUACCAGUGAAGCCGCGGAAAUUGUUGCAGAGCGUGAGGCGCGUCGAAAUAAAGGUCGUUGCGCCGACUAUCCUGGACUUGCAUUUGGUCGUUCCAUAUUCAGCUCUGAUACCAUGAUGAAGUUCAAUAUCAUACGUAACGAAUUGCAUAACAUCAUGAAAACGCAGCUUAAACGGGCCGAAUCAGAAGUAGCUGCAUUGAAUCGUCGCAUUCAAUUGCUCGAAGAAGACUUGGAACGUUCAGAGGAACGUUUGGGAUCAGCCACAGCCAAGCUUUCGGAAGCUUCUCAAGCUGCCGAUGAGAGCGAACGCGCUCGCAAGAUUCUUGAGAACCGCGCCCUUGCCGAUGAAGAACGCAUGGACGCCCUUGAGAAUCAAUUGAAGGAAGCUCGUUUCCUUGCUGAGGAGGCUGACAAGAAAUACGAUGAGGUUGCCAGAAAGUUAGUCCUCAUGGAACAGGAUUUGGAACGUUCCGAGGAAAAAGUUGAACUUAGCGAAAGCAAAAUUGUGGAGCUUGAGGAAGAACUCCGCGUUGUUGGCAACAACUUGAAAUCCCUGGAAGUAUCAGAGGAAAAGGCCACGCAAAAAGAGGAAACUUUCGAGAGUCAAAUCAGACUUUUGGAUCAUCAGUUGAGAGAGGCUGAAGCUCGUGCUGAAUUCGCUGAACGUUCCGUUCAAAAAUUGCAGAAGGAAGUCGACAGGCUCGAAGAUGAGAUGAUCAUAGAAAAGGAGCACUACGCCUUGAUCGGCGACAGUCUCGAUUUGGCAUUCGUUGAUUUGAUGGGUAUGGAACCAUUCUACACCGACCGUAAUCCCAAACCGCCAACACCAAAAAUACCUACACCAACGCCUGAAGAAAUCGCCGCUGCCGAGGAGGCGGCUGCUGCAGCUGAAGCUGCUGCUAAAGCUGCGGCUGAAGCGGCCGAGCGUGGUGAGGCAGUUGAAAGUGUUGCUGAAGGUGCACCGGCAGCUGGUGAGGGUGCAGCUGUGGCAGCUGAAGUGGUACCUGAACCAGCUAAGGAACCCACACCACCGCCACCACCUCCACCACCAUUUGAAUAUGCCAUCGAUUUGCCACCGGAGGGUGCUGAAGUGCCAUACGUUAAGAACUUUGAUCCCAAUGCAAUUCCACCACCAGCAGAGGAAGCACCAGCGGAGGGCGCCCCAGCAGCUGAAGGUGCUCCAACUGCGGAGGGUGCUGCACCUGCGGAAGGGGCCCCAGCUCCAGCGGCUGAGGGAGCACCACCAUCCGAAGGAGCACCUGCACCAGCACCAGUUGCCGAAGCUGCACCACCAGCCGAAGGAGCACCGACAGCUGAAGUUGCACCUGCCCCGGCUGCUGACGGUGUCCCUGCUCCAACAGCAGAAGCUCCGGCCGCUGAAGCACCACCACCACCACCUGCGGAAGCAGCACCAGCUCCCCCAGCUGAUGCCCCACCAGCAUAAUUGGAUACUUAAACUAAAGGAUCGUCAAAUGAACUACGAUGAAAUUAAAUACUGUGAUUAACUGCGAUUUUCCACAAUAAAAAAAUUAAAAAGAACAA